Capsella rubella is the source of this 417-nucleotide messenger RNA. RefSeq lists its product as uncharacterized. The transcript has a single exon. NCBI's taxonomy places the organism in Eukaryota, Viridiplantae, Streptophyta, Magnoliopsida, Brassicales, Brassicaceae. Bases 1 to 417 code for a protein of 138 amino acids. The record is from RefSeq and is a predicted model, not a curated record.
AUGGGUGAUCUUGUACCAGCAACGGCUAAACCAAAAGAAGGACCAUCUUCCAUCCAAUGUCCUAUGUUAACAUCUACCAAUUACACAGUAUGGGCAAUCCGGAUGACGCUUUGCUUGAAGGUUCACAAGGUUUGGGAGACCAUCGAAGAAGAGACGACGGACGUUGAGAAAAAUAACAUGGCGACAGCGUUAUUGGUUCAAUCGAUACCGGAGACACUUGUUCUACAAGUAGGGACACUUGAUACAGCAAAGAAAGUCUGGGAGGCAAUCAAAACGCGUUACAUGGGUGUAGAACGGGUCAAGGAGGCUCGACUUCAAACCCUAAUGACCGACUUUGACCGCCUUAAGAUGAAGGACUCUGAGACUAUCGAUGACUUCGUGGGGAUGAUAUCCGAGAUAGCUUCUAAAUCGGCCUAA